Molecule: messenger RNA, 612 nt
Organism: Miscanthus lutarioriparius
Lineage: Eukaryota; Viridiplantae; Streptophyta; Magnoliopsida; Poales; Poaceae
Source: the annotation of a GenBank genome assembly
AUGGCCGCCGCGCACCCGGAGCUCCUGCACAGGUACCACCAUGGCCGUUUCGAGCUUGGCAUUGGGCAAUCCAUGGUGUUUAACAACAACGCCGCCAUUGCUGACCAUCAGAGCUAUGGCGCCGCGUACUAUCCCUUCUACGGAGCCCAAGCUCUGCACGGGAGGGUGCUCCUGCCGCCGGCGAUCGUCGCCGACGAGCCGGUGUACGUGAACGCCAAGCAGUUCAACGGCAUCCUCCGGCGGCGCCUGGCGCGCGCCAAGCUUAUGGCCGCCAGCAGGGACCGCCGGGUCUCCGGGAACCGCAAGCCAUACCUGCACGAGUCACGGCACCUGCACGCGCUGCGCCGGGCGCGGGGCACCGGCGGCCGCUUCCUCAACACUCGGAGCCUUGACGGCAACCCGCACAAGCCGCCGCCCGAGGGAAGCGCUGCCAGCACGGCGAAGGCGGCGGCGAGGCUGCAGCAGCAGGACCGGCAGGCGGACGCCUUGUUCCUCUCGUCGCUGGUGAACAUGGCGGGCGGUGACGGCGAAGGCGACAGCGGCGGCGGCGAGGCCACCAAGUGGCCCGGCAGCGCGCCGUCGCGGGGCUGCUGUGACCUGCUCAAGGCGUGA